UUCAACAACUAAUUCCCCUCUUUGGGGUCAAGCUGACGCACUUUCUUCACAAACUUUAUCCAGGAAAGACAGUCAGCACAAAGACCUCCAAAUUCGGAUUUAUACCUGAAUUUCCUGAACCCUUGUUAUUUGGAUCAAUAGGUCUAUCCAUUAUGCCCUCUUUCAUGUGAUAUAGUUUUGGACUUUCAUCUGAAUGUCCUUCUUUUAUCUUUUAUGUACCCUUAUUGUAACACAAAUUCAAUUUUGCUUACUGAUCUUGAUAGUGGGGGUGAGUCAAUCUCUAUCCAUGAAAAUCAUGGCGUCUUUGAAAUCCGGGGUUCUUGUAAGGUUACUUGAAGAUAUGAAAAUGGGUGGUAAUCCCUCAGAGGAUGAUCGAAAACCCAACUUGUUGCAAAUCAGAAGUAUAAUUCCUGUUCUUGAAGAAGGUGAUCAUCUUUGGCCUAACAGAGGAUUUUACCUUAAAGUUUCAGAUAUUUCACAUGCAAUGUACGUUUCUUUGCCUGAAGAGCAAAAUGAGAUGAUUCUUGCAAAUAAAUUGAGACUGGGGCAAUUCAUAUAUGUGCAGAAAUUGGAGGAUGCUCACCCUUUCCCAUUACUCAGAGGCGUAACGCCUCUCCCCGGUAGGCGUCCAUGUGUUGGAACCCCUCAAGAUAUUGUUUCUGUUUCAAAUUUUAUGAAGGUUCUUGAGGCAUUUGAUUCUGAUUGCAUUGUUGAAAAGGGUGUCAUUUCUGAGAACAGGAUUAUUCCAUCCAAUUCAAGAAAGUUAUCUCGCGGAUUAUCCGAUCCUGAGGGGUUGAAAAAGAAAAAUGAUGAUUUGGAGGGAAAAUCGUCUAAAGGCAAGUUUCCAUCUUUGAGUGCUUCAAAACUCCGUCCAGGCGAGAAGGUGAUGGCCCUGGAUUGCACUCCUAAAAGAUCCGACAUUGAGAGGAGAAACUCUCAUCUUUUUCGGGAACUACAAAAGACUAGGAAAAGGUCUUUUGAUAUUGAUAGUGAUACAGAAAGCAUAUUGUCAUCAAUCUCAUUUUCGUCUCAUAACUCCAAGAGAAAAAGUUGGAACGAGUCAGAGAUUUUGGGAAUUAAAGAAAUCUUUGAUUCUUCAGUUGUUAAACACGAUAUCAGACCGCCUCGUAGUCGUAGUGCAACUGUUUCACCAGUUCGUUCUGUAAGGUAUGAUAGCUCGGAUGAAAAUUCAAGUUCAAUACCAAGAAGAAGAGAAGUUGGUUCUGCAAAGAAAAUGAAGAGUUCCACUAAGAGCAAAACUUGUUUCUCCAAGAUAAAUUCAAGUUUAGCCAAUGACAGACGAGGGGCAGAAACUGGUAUAUCAUGGGACUCACUCCCCUCGAGCUUGGUGAAGCUUGGAAAGGAGGCUGUAAAGCAAAGAGACAUUGCUCUUGUUGCAGCUACUGAUGCUUUGCAAGAAGCUUGUGCGGCUGAGAGGUUGCUAAAUUCCUUAAGCAAAUUUUCAGAGUUCCAUUUAGCUGAAGAAGAUGAUCUCCAGCCUCAUGUUGAUAAAUUUUUUGAUCUUCAAGAUGACAUGGCUCAGACAAGAUUGGUAUUGCAGUCACUGACAAACAUAAGUCCACUUAGAACUUCAGGAGAAGCUGACACCAAUUCAGUUAAGGAAGCAUUGACUAUUGCAGUUGAGAGAAAGAGAAAUGCAUCCACGUGGAUAAAAUCUGCUGUGGCUCUUGAUCUUACACCAUGCUCCACUGCCCUCAAUCCAAUCCUUAAUAACACUAUGGCUGUCACCAAUACGUCGAAGAAGACAAGCACAUCAAGUCGAAUAAGUACCAAACCGAAAGGGUCAUAUAUCAUUAAAUCGAAUAGGAACAGUACCGAUGAGAUUCCUUUCUUACUGUCAUCUGAAAAAGAUGAGCAACCUGAUCAAUGGACUAGGGGAAGCACAACACCUGCAGCCACUGUCCUAGCUUCAUCGUUGCAGGACGAGUGUAGAAAAUUGUUUUUGGGAUAUGUAGAGAAAUACCUAGAUGAGGUUGAAAGAAAAGCCUCUUCAAUGGUAUUAGAUAGCCAAAUAGCAGGAAUGAUGUACAAGGUGAAGAGAGUCAACGAUUGGUUAGAUGUGAUAAUCAAUAAGGAGGCGAAUGCUCAAAAGGAUGGGGGCAACUUGGAUGAUUCAGAAAUUGAAGUUUGUCAAAGGGUGAGAAACAAAAUAUAUGGGAUCUUACUGAAGCAUGUUGAGAGAACUGCUAUGGCUUUUGGAAGUUGUAAUUCCACUUAAAUUGCCUAGUAAUGAUAUCAAUCAGACCUGAUGACGGUAUAUUGACAUUCAGAUAUAAAUGCAAAGUGCUUGGUAAAUAUAAAAAAUGAGGGUGAAAAUAUACAAUGUCGUCUGAAAUAUACAAUUCCAAGUAAAUGUGCAAGACUGAAUUCUCCAAGAUUAUUUGCACUUCACGCUUAACUUUGCCUGAUCUGAAGUAUAUUUUA
Nicotiana attenuata is the source of this 2445-nucleotide messenger RNA. RefSeq lists its product as uncharacterized. The record is from RefSeq and is a predicted model, not a curated record. NCBI's taxonomy places the organism in Eukaryota, Viridiplantae, Streptophyta, Magnoliopsida, Solanales, Solanaceae. The transcript is spliced from 4 exons. Bases 194 to 2239 code for a protein of 681 amino acids.